CAAAGAAAACAAAAAAAAAAGAACCAAAAUGACCCUCGUACUGCGGUUGGUCACCCCCUGGCUGGUGAUAAAUUUACUCUUUCAUGAGCUAACCUCGGCGGAGCUGGAAACGUUCGACUACUGCAUCAAAAUGACCCCCUCGGCGGGGUUGAUGCAAUGUGCUGGCCAGCAAGCGCUUGCAUCGCUGCAGUUCCUGGAAGAAGCCAGCAACCUUACACUGGCAAGCGGAGUGCUUAUGAUCAAGGACGAUUCCAACCCGGCGGCGAGGAUUGUGCCAAAUUUUAUUGACCACGAUCCGUUGGAUUUUAGAGGAAUACUGGAAAAUGCAGGUGCCGUGAUUUCCCAGCGCCAACUCCAGUGGGACAUGGCCAUCAUCUAUCCAGGGCUGAAGCUCAAGGUGGGGCCAACAUUGGGGGCGAACGGCGUGCUGGAGUUUGUGCUCGAUCCGAGCGCCGCCAACGACGAGCGGACGUUCCACGAGCAUGAAAAGUCCACCGCUCGCGUGCUCACGCGCAACUUCGUCGUCCCGUUUCUGCUCGGGCUCAAGUUCAACCUGGCAACGCUGCUCCCGCUGAUCUUCGGCGGGCUCAUACUGCUGAGCAAGAAAGCUCUGAUACUGGGCAAGAUCGCUCUGUUCGUGUCGGGCCUGUUUGGCUACGGCAGUCUGUUUACUCCCGGGAUUGGUUACGGUUUUGGCGUCCCGUCGGGCAUCACCGGGUACGGGUUUCCCCAGCGGCCGCCCUUCCGUUACGGGGACGCGUUGAGCGACAAGCCGGACUGGGACCAUCAUCAGGGAAGUCAUCAUCACGUGCAGAGUGAUCACCACCAUCAUCACCACGGAGGCAGUUAUGGAAGUGUGCUGAGUCAGAGUGACGACGUGGGCGUUUCCAGCGGAAGUGGGUACUACAAGAAGAAGGACAAGUUCCUGAACCUGGACGAACGGCUGGAGCCACAAGCGGCGAGUCUGGUCGAUAAGUUCUACGAGUACGAGAAGCAGCAGAUGAUGAAGGACCGGACGGCGAGGCUGUUUGAGAGGAAGUUUUACGAGACGGAGAAGGAAAAAGAUGGAGGAGGAAGUGAGGGGAUGACGACUACCGCCGGGAGCGAUGGACUGAAAGGAGAUGGCUACACGUUUGUGACGGCCGUCGAUACCAGUGAGAGGAACGAGAGGUCGCUGCCAGUUGGUGGAGUUGGGUACAGGAAUUUUGCCUGGGCGGAGGAGUGAUUAGUUCGAGUGGGGAAGAAGACAAAAUUAAACAGCAAUUUAUGCCAAAUAUUUAUUACCAAAUGAUAUCAUUAGACAAGUAAG
Culex quinquefasciatus (southern house mosquito) is the source of this 1309-nucleotide messenger RNA. RefSeq lists its product as uncharacterized. The transcript has 3 exons. Lineage: Eukaryota; Metazoa; Arthropoda; Insecta; Diptera; Culicidae. Bases 29 to 1225 code for a protein of 398 amino acids. The record is from RefSeq and is a predicted model, not a curated record.